Paramuricea clavata is the source of this 612-nucleotide messenger RNA. The record is from the annotation of a GenBank genome assembly. NCBI's taxonomy places the organism in Eukaryota, Metazoa, Cnidaria, Anthozoa, Malacalcyonacea, Plexauridae.
AUGAUCUCGGAUCAGGCAUCACAGCGAAAAGAUAUGCUCUGGUUUCAUGGCAAACUUUCUCGCGAUCAAGCAUACCGAUUGUUGAUAGAAGCUGGUCAACAAGAUGGCCUAUUUCUUGUUCGUGAAAGUACUAAUGCUCCAGGAAGUUUUGUCCUAUCAUUAUGGAACGAGCAUACAGCAUUUCACUACCAAAUACGUCACCAUGGACAUUGUCAUUUCAGUAUAGAUGAAGGACCUUUAUUUGCAGGUUUAGACACGCUUGUGAAUUAUUACAGGGAGCAAGCUGGUGGACUUGCAACUAAGUUAGUACGAUGUUGUGGUGGUGGUCGGUCUCCGCCUCCAUCUUUAUGUCAGACACAACCUAGUAUUACUGUAGAACUUGGACGAAAUUUACAUCGUGCUUGUGAGGCAGGGGACGAUACAGAGGUGCAUAGAGUACUUCAAGAUCCUAAUAUUAAUAUUGAAUUCAUGAAUGAUGAAGGCGCUACAUCAUUGCAUGUAGCAUGUAAGAAAGGCCACGAAGCGGUUGUAUGGAUACUGCUUGAGUACAAUGCUAAUGUGAAUAGUCGUGAUAAUGAAGGAAGAACACCACUUAUGGUAGGCAUUUGUUAG